UCUAUAUAAUCUUGUCUAGUUGCAAUCGUCUCGAGAGAACAAAAAACAAAAAUGUCAAACAAAGUUGAGACUGUCGCUGCCAAACAAAUCCCCAGUGGAAUGAAAUUCGUUCUAGGUGGAUUAGCUGGAAUGGGGGCAACUUGCAUAGUUCAACCUCUUGACCUUGUCAAGACGAGAAUGCAAAUCUCGGGUGUUGGUGGCGCUGCCAAAGAAUACAAAAAUUCAUUUCAUUGUCUGACAACGGUCAUUAGCAAGGAAGGUCCUUUGGCCAUUUACAGAGGCAUUGGAGCUGCUCUCUUGAGACAAGCUACCUACACAACCGGCCGACUCGGUGUGUACACCUAUUUGAAUGAUUUACACAAGCAAAAGUUCCCUGGAGAACCUUCUCUCCUAUCUCGAAUGGCUAUGGGAGUGAUUGCUGGCGCCUGUGGUGCCUUCAUCGGCACACCAGCCGAAGUGGCAUUAAUCCGUAUGACAGCCGAUGGUCGAUUGCCAUUGGAACAACGUCGAAACUAUACAAACGUUGCCAAUGCUUUGACAAGAAUUAUCCGUGAAGAAGGAGUGGCAACUCUAUGGCGCGGAUGUGUGCCAACUAUUGGCAGAGCUAUGGUCGUUAAUAUGGCUCAGUUAGCUUCAUAUUCCCAGGCUAAGAGUAUCUUUAUUAAGAACUUUGAAAUGAAGGAAGGCCUUCAGUUGCAUUUCGUGGCAGCAAUGCUUUCAGGAUUGAUUACCACAAUAGCAUCGAUGCCUGUGGACAUUGCAAAGACUAGAAUUCAAAAUAUGAAAUAUAUCGAUGGAAAACCUGAAUACAAAGGAGCAGUUGAUGUUUUGGGAAAAAUAGCCCGCCAAGAAGGUAUUCUUGCCUUGUGGAAGGGUUUCACACCAUAUUACUGUCGUUUGGGACCACACACAGUUUUGACAUUUAUAUUUUUGGAAAAUCUAAAUCAAGCUUAUUUCAAAUAUGUUCUUGGAACAAGUGGAGGAUCGGGGCUGUAAUUGGGAUAACGUGCAAUUUAAAAAAAACAACCUAGUUAGGUUAGUCGCACAGAAGCGGAGACGACAAUAAUAUUGCAUUUAGCUGAUUGAGUAUAAUUCCAAAUAAGACGAAUAAGAGAGUCAUAGAGUAGAAUAAAAAAUAUAUAAAAAACACAACCUCGUUUUGUUUCCCGGCCGAAUUUUAUUGAGAUUUUCUAGAAGAAACAAAAUCAUAAAAAAAGUGUCUUCGUGAAUUUUAUCGAAAUAUAUAUACGAACUUGUUAUGUUAUUUUAAAUAAA
Messenger RNA from Episyrphus balteatus (marmalade hoverfly), 1275 nucleotides. RefSeq names its product mitochondrial 2-oxoglutarate/malate carrier protein-like. Bases 52 to 996 code for a protein of 314 amino acids. The transcript has a single exon. The record is from RefSeq and is a predicted model, not a curated record. NCBI's taxonomy places the organism in Eukaryota, Metazoa, Arthropoda, Insecta, Diptera, Syrphidae. Gene Ontology annotation, molecular function: succinate transmembrane transporter activity; oxaloacetate transmembrane transporter activity; thiosulfate transmembrane transporter activity. Gene Ontology annotation, biological process: phosphate ion transmembrane transport; succinate transmembrane transport; oxaloacetate transport.